UUUUUGUUGGGCUUCCUCGCGCGUUACCACCGCACUUUGUGUGAGUGGAGAACCUCAUUUAGACAUGGAACGUCCUCACACAGAGGGGAGAUGUGUUAGCAUGGAAGAGUCUUUUUCUGACACACAAUGUCAUGUAGGCAGUAUUUAUUGAGACCUGAAUUCGCUUCUGCAGUCAUCUUAUUGAGAUUAAUACCCCGUGGAUACAGUCGGCUCAACGACAGUUUCUGUGAACAAAUUGGACCGGGAACGGUUUGGCAGUAGCCUACCAGUCUUCCACAAGAAUGAGUAAGUGAUAUCUUCCCGUCCAGCGUUUCCAUGCAACAGCGCAGGAGGCUGUGAAGCCGCGAAGCACACGGAGGGAUAGAUGCUGUUGCAAAGAGCGACAGCACUGUAGAUCUGGCUCUGGGGGAACCCUGAGAGUCUAUUUAACCUCAAUGGAGCGACAAGAUGAUGGAGAUGCUGGGAGCUUGAAACAGCACGGCAGUGCAGAGGAACCUGGUACUCCUCCCCUGGCUUGUGAGCACUCAGGCAGCCUGCAGCAGGAGGGGCCUGACAUGAUGAUGAGGAACGACAAUUACCUGCCAGUUCCUGGUGAAGACAAGAACCUGGAUGUGGACUUCAACGGCACAUCUAAGAGCAAAGAGUCCAUACCCAUGAAAAAUUUUUAUGCGGAUGAUGGCUCACCUCUGUAUCCGCGACUAGGCCCAUUCUUCUCUGAUGGGCAGCGGCGGGUGGACUAUGUGCUGGCGUACCACAUCCAGAAGCCCAGCAGCAUACGGCGUCCAUCAUCCAGGUUCGGGGACAACAACUUCAUCCGACGACUUAGGCGUAGUAUGAGCAUGAGAAGCAGCCGAGCUCCACUGCAGCCAAAAGAAGACCCAGAGAUCGCCGCCCAAAAGCAGCGGACUGACUACCAUGAAGAUGACAAGCGCUUCAGGCGGGAGGAGUUUGAGGAGAAUCUCUUGGAGACAGGGCUGGAGCUGGAAAAGGAUGAAGGGAGUAAGAUCCCUGGAAUCGGCUUCUUGAAGAUCCAUGCUCCUUGGAAAGUUCUGUGCCGUGAGGCUGAGUUCAUGAAGCUGAAGAUGCCAACAAAGAAGGUUUACGAAGUGAAACAAGGCAGCAACCUGGUGGAGAAGAUCCGACUGUUUAUUCACAAAGUCACAGCUCCUCUGCACCCAAAAGUCGAUGCCAACCGGCCACAAAGUGUCAAAUCCCUGUCUCACCCCUUUUCCAGAGAGAAGCAGCAUCUAUUCGAUCUGUCUGACAGGGACAAGUUCUUUGACACCAAGACGAGAAGCUCAAUAGUCUAUGAGGUACUGAAGAGGACAAGAUGCACUAGAGCCAAAUACUCCAUGGGGAUCACCAGCCUGCUGGCUAAUGGUGUCUAUACAUCUGCGUAUCCUCUGCAUGAUGGAGAGAUCGAGGGUAUUAAUGCAGAACCUAAUGACAGGAAGCUGCUGUACGAGGAGUGGGCCAGCUACAGUGUCUUCUACAAGUACCAGCCUAUUGGACUCAUCAGGAAGUAUUUCGGUGAGAAGGUUGGACUGUAUUUUGCCUGGUUGGGGGUCUACACACAGAUGCUGAUCCCUGCAGCCAUCGUUGGAGUCAUUGUAUUCCUUUAUGGCUGUGCCACUGUUGAUGAUAACAUACCGAGUAUGGAGAUUUGUGAUCACAGGAACAACAUCACCAUGUGUCCGCUGUGUGACCGCGCCUGCAGCUACUGGAAGCUGGUGACAGCGUGCGGCACAGCUCGAGCCAGCCACCUCUUUGACAACCCAGCCACCGUCUUCUUCUCCAUCUUUAUGGCCCUCUGGGCGGUUCUCUUCAUGGAGCACUGGAAGAGACGGCAGAUGCGACUGAACUAUGUCUGGGACCUCACAGGCUUCGGAGAGGAGGAGGAGGAGGAACAUAAGGACCACAGCCGAGCGGAGUACGAGUUCCGGGUGAUGCAAAAGACAUUGAAACAUGAACAUUCAACUCCGAAGGGUGAGAAGGUGAAGCUGACAUGUACAGACAGAAUGCCGGCCUACCUGACUACCGUGGUAAUGAUGGGCUUCAUGAUUGCUGUGACAUUUGCCAUUGUCUUUGGAGUCAUCUUGUACCGGAUAAGCAUUAAGGCAGCACUGCACAUGAGCAACUACCCUGCAGCACGGUCCAAUAUCAGAGCCACUGUCAAAACAACCGCUGCCAUCAUCAACCUCAUCAUCAUCAUAAUUUUAGAUGAAAUCUACGGUGCCAUCGCCCGCUGGCUCACCACACUGGAGGUUCCCAAAACAGACAAGAGCUUUGAAGAGCGCCUCAUCUUUAAAACCUUUAUCCUGAAGUUUGUCAAUGCCUUCACACCUAUUGUGUAUUUGGCCUUUUUCAGGGGCAGGCUUGUUGGGCGGCCUGGAAACUACUUGUAUGUUGUUGGAUCGUACAGAAUGGAAGAGUGUGCUCAUGCAGGAUGUCUCAUGGAGCUUUGCAUCCAGCUGUGCAUCACCAUGCUUGGCAAGCAGCUCAUCCAGAACAACCUGUUUGAGAUUGGCAUACCGAAGCUGAAGAAACUGCUGCGGAGGAGGAAGUCAGAGUUGGAUUCAAAGCAAGAGGAGGAGCUAAACAAAACCCUGCAGCGCCAUGAGAGAGACCACAUCCUGGGUCCUUUUGUUGGCCUCAGCCCUGAGUACAUGGAGAUGAUCAUCCAGUUUGGGAUGGUGACUCUUUUUGUUGCCUCCUUCCCUCUGGCUCCACUCUUUGCUCUGCUGAAUAACAUCAUUGAGAUUCGCCUGGAUGCCAAGAAGUUUGUUAUGGAGCUGCGCCGGCCAAUAGCAGCCAAAGCCAAAGACAUUGGCAUCUGGUACAACCUCUUGAGAGGCCUCAGCAAGGUAGCAGUCAUUGUUAAUGCCUUUGUCAUCUCCUUCACCUCUGACUUCAUCCCACGGUUGGUCUACCAGUACAUGUACAGCCCUGACGGCACCAUGCACGGUUUUGUCAAUCACACUCUGUCUUACUUCAACGUCAGUGACUUCCAGCCAGGCACAGCUCCUGUACAGCCAAUGCACCUGGGCUACAAGGUAGAUGUAUGCAGAUACAAGGACUACAGGGAGCCUCCGUGGUCCACUACACCAUAUGAACUUUCUAAGGAGUUCUGGGCAAUUCUGGCCGCUCGCCUUGCCUUUGUCAUUGUCUUUCAGAACGCGGUGAUGCUUAUGAGUGACUUUGUAGACUGGCUGAUCCCAGACAUCCCCAAAGACAUCAGCCUCCAGAUGCACAAGGAGAAGAUCCUCAUGGUGGAGCUUUUUAUGAAGGAGGAGCAAGGCAAAAGGCUUGCAGCAUGGGACAACCACAACCAGGACAACUGCACCUCCCCAUCGUCAGCCAAUGAGAGUCCACCACAGCCCCGCUCACGGCCCGUCUCUAACGCAAACUGCUGUUAAACGGCUAGGGGUCAAGCAAAAUGUUGUUUGGGAAUAUUUGCAGGAAUAACGUGACCUAUAUAGCCCAAACUUUGACGUGCUCGCAUCAGAAUCCUUUAACCCUCAAUACUGGAUGGUUGCCUCUGUCCAACACUGUUCCCAUGUAAUGAUGUUACAUAUUACAGAAGCCAGACCUUGUUUGUUUAGCUAUUAACAGAAAUCCAGUAAGUAGUUAGACAGGACUCACAGGAUUUAUGAUCCCAAAACAUUACUUAUUGGAUGUAUUGGAAAGGAACAAGCCAUAAGCUUCAUUUGACUCGGGGAAUUUCCUUAUUUAUGAGAUCACCAUUCUGACAGAAAAGUGUCUAACCUAAUGUGUGUCUUAUUUUCAAGAAGUUGCUGUCUGCCACCUCACCCUCCUGACUUGAAAGCAGCUUUUAUAUCAAAGACAGCCUCUAUUAAUCCGUCUAAAUGGUCCUCAGAAGAACUUCCUCCAGGUAUCUUACUGCUGAGAUACAAAACACACGGAAAGCCUCCCUCCUGCAAUUCAUGUGUAAAGCUCAGAUAGGCCUUUUUUGCACAAAAACAUAUAAAUGCAGAACAUUAUUGGUGUACUUUUUAAAUAUACAGCAUGGUCAGGAACAUGCUUUGGUUGCUGGCAUAUACAGCAAGAUUUUGGAAGAACUUUUGUCAAGCUGCCUGUUGAUUUGUACUGUUUUAUGUAUGAGCACCAUUUUGGUCAUUCUUACAUUUGUUAUAUCUUGAAUAGGAACAAACUGCCUAACAGUUCUCAGUGCCAUUAUUCCUGGAAGCACAAAGUAACUGGGGUUGCAACGGUUUGAUAUGUUUAUAGCACAAUAACCAUCUCAGAAAAGAUCACUAUUUCACAGUGUAAUGGUCUAUGGUAUUACAUUGGAUGGUAUUUUGGCUGAACAAUGGCUUUACUAAAACCAGUGAAAAUUGUUAUGGCAAACAUGUUAGCAGGUAAUUAUUUGCAAAACUGAUAUUUACUAUUUUAUCCAGCCAGCCCAGUACAUACUGUCCUUUCAAAUUAAGCACCCAAAAACUGGCUGAUUAUCUUACAAAUGAAUGAAUUGCCAACACUGUCUGUCUGUUGCUUGGUGCUGAGCAGGUAGUCUACAGUUGGUUCUAUCUGAGAAACAGUGAGCAAGACUCCAAAUCAAUAAAAGUUGCUCUGUGUCUGCUGACAGUGUAAAUACGCAACAUGUUCAUCAUAUCAAUGUAAAGGUGUUGAUAUGUCAGUUUUUCAGCUUGCAUCUGUGGCCACAGAAUAUGUCAAUCUAUAGCCCCUUUCACCUAUCAACGCUGGACAAUAGUGAGAGAAUCAGAUCUGGAUAUUGUCCACAUUUCCUUGUUCACAGAUGCAUGACACAGCAGGGGCCAGAUUGAAACAUUAACAUUAAACCAUGUUGUUGACAUGUGUUCACACAUAUAGCUCCUCCAGGUUAACUCUGGAUAAAUCCAGAGGUACAGUGCAUGUGUGAAAGGGGCUGAUGUUUACAGAUCCAGUGUCCACACCACCAGAUGCUUCUAAAUCCCACACACUGGACCUUUAAAGAACUUCUCAAUUUACACGUGUUCAUUUGGUGUGUUCUUGAUGCUCAACAUACUAGCUUAGGAUGCAAGUUUACCGAUGCCUGAGUUGAUUCAGACCAAAUUCCUUUCAUUCAUGACAGAAUUCCUCAUCUGUCACAGGUAAACCACAGUUUGGGAAUUCUUGGCUUAUGUAGCUUCAACGAAACUGGAAGUAAAUCGUUUUUGUUUCACUAAUUAGAACCAUAGGAGCCAUUUAUACUUAGCAUGUUGUUAGACAGCAUUAUUCAUUAAAAGGUUUUGCUGAGCAAAACAAUUUUCCCCAUUCCGCCGCUCGUGCUGUUGGUAUUCCAGACUAGCUGGUCAAUGUAGAGAUAAAAAAAGUCAAUUUCAAAUGUGUGUUUAAUCAUUUACAGCAAAGGUGUGCCAGCAGACUUGUGUGAAAACUGAACUUAAAUGUACUCAUGUUUAAAAUGUGUAGUGGUACGAGUAUGUACAGUAUAUACAGUAUGUGACAUCAUGCACAUAAACCAUUAGAAAGCUGCAUCUUGGAACAAAUGGAACUGUGGUACAUGGUUACAUUGAUAGCAAUGGGAGAUUCAAAUUCAAAGUGCAUUUUGUUUUUGCUUAAGUCUCUGACAGUGUCUUGCUCUUAACCUGCCUUAUAUUCUCCCAGCGGCUCUGCUGGCUUAUUUAAGAUUCCUUUUAGUAGUCAUAGGAGUAGUGUCAAACAUGGAGAGGGAGCCCUGUUUCAAUAGUAUUGUCUAUCCUUACAUUAACCACUUAAAUCAUUUGGCAUUUUCAUUUGACUUCUUAAAUAUUUAAUCACAAAUAAUGAAUAAUAUUUGGUUUUGUGUUUAUCAAACUGCAAAAACAUACGUGGGGAAUAACUGGACAUCACUUUGAAAAAGAUACUGUUGACUCAAAUAUCAGGUCACAUGUCUGGUCUGCACUCAGUAAUGUGUCAAAUUCUGCACCAUGCUGUCAAUAUAUAUCAGCCUACCCCAAAUGUAAGCCCUCAACCCAGACUGAAAGAAUGUAUUAUUAUAUUUUUAAUCUUCUGUGAUGUAUAAUCACUUUUAGGUCAAAAUGUUGUAUAUCUGUUUUUUCUAUCGCAACCAUGCAUUUCUAAGUGUAUCUAAUUUGCUGAAAGGGUUUUAUCAACCAUCAACAAGAGACCCGAUGAUAGUGAUAUUCUUUAACCAACUGUCUUCAUUUUAAUUCAUUACUUAAUGUACUAGAAACCAUAAAUACGGACCUAUAUUUGGCUGUAUCUUUAAAGAUGUCUGUGUCCUCUAAUACAGCCUGCAAAGAUACCGUGUCUGUGAUACUUUUCCUUUCAAGCAAAACCUGCAGUUUACUUUUACCACAUCUUUAUACUCUUAAUACUGUGUGUGUAAGUAGGGUUAGUGUUGUUCUUCAGUGAUAGAUAACUGCUGCCACAGGGCUGCAGGGUCUUUUAAGGCUAGAAUACUUUUCUCCUCAGAAGCUCUUAUAAAUUGAUGUCACAUGUGAAAACUCUCCCUCGAUGCCCCUCAUGUGAUUUCAUUCUCCGGCUGUCGGUUUCCAUAUUCAAUGUGCAGCGUCAAUAAAACACUACAACAUGUGACCUGCUAAUCUAUUCUAUUAUAAUGUUUGUCAAAGCACAUUACUCAACAUGUUUGAGUGUAUAUGCAUGUAUAACCAAUGUGUCUGUCUCUGAUGUGUUUUUGUUUAAACUAACUGCAAAUAAAUAAGACAUGAAUUGCAUGGAUUGUAGACAUUCAUUUAAAAAUGACUGCUUUCACUUUGUUUUGGUACUUUUUUUUCGCAUCUGUACCACUAAUCAAUUUCUGUCAUUCUAUUAAUAAUUAUAUUUAUUUGUAUUAUUUUCUUGAGUGGCUGAAUGUAAAAUUGUGUACACUGCGGAUGGAUAUUGGUGAGACACACACACAAUAAAAACAUUUAAUUUGCCGAACCACCAGACAUAGCGAUGCCUCUGGUAAAGUAGGUAUUGGCAAUAUGUAACUUUAAAAGCAAUGGUUGCAAACUGCAACUACAGAAUGAACAGUUGAUAACCAUGGAGGUGUUACAAGGGAAAGGACUAGGAGGAAACAUAUUAGUUCCUUUAGCCAAGUACAUUGUGACGGCCACUAAUAAGCUGAAGUAAAAGUGUUGUUUGUUAGUCUGCUAACAAAUCUGAAGGUAACGCUGCCUGCUAUGGUUAAUGGCAGUUUCACACCAAUUCACUGUUGGUGAGCAUAUAUUAACUUCAGUUUUUAACAGGCACAUUAAGUACAUAAAUAUGACUGCCUCAUAAAUAAAAACCCUUAUUUCAGAAAAGCUUGGACACUGUGUAAAUUGCAAAUAUAAACAGACGGCAGUGAUUAAAAAUUCUUUUCAAUUCUACUGAAAAACUACAAUAUAAGGCAAGAUAUUUAAUGUUACUUAUAAAUUUGCGUUUUUUUUAAUGAAAAUAUACACAUAUAUACAUUCUGAAUUUGAUGCAUGCAAGACAUUUGGACAGGGGCAUGUUUUCCACUGUCUUCAUUCAGCUUUUCUUUUUUCAACUUAAUAUGGCCAUUCAACAUUGGCUUUCAACCUUGCCUGUAUGUUGCCGAGAUUUCUCUGCUGUCUCUCAGUCUCUGGAUUGCAGAUGGUGAAAUUCUUUUUGACUGUGCCUUAAAAAACUAUUUCUCAAACUGUUGGGACUAUUUACCUAUCCAGUUUUCAUAAAGUGUUGAAUCCACGCUUGCAAACAUCUGAGCCUUUCGGGGAUGUCCCUUUCAUACCAAUGAACCUGUGGAAUGCUACAAAUGUUUAUGGAGCGUUCCACAACAUUCUUGCUAAAAUGCUGCCACGCUUUUAACCUCAUGGAAUUUUUUAACUGGUUCGACGACACACACACACACAACUACAGUUCACAACACGGCUACACGUGAACCCUGUCUGUGGGUGUAACCACAAAACAUCUCUGAUAAUAACCACCUGUGUGUUUUUCCUGCAUGCCGCAAUGGCACGUAACGUUACAGCCAAUCACUGGCCGCAGUAUCAGAUCUUGAUCACAUGAUUAGCCUCUGGGCACCUAAAGACGAGGCAAAUUUUGAUAGUAGGUAUACUGAAGCAUUUCGGUCGGUGCCAUAAAAGAAUCGAAGUUCGGUACCCAGCCCUACCCAUGGCCCAACUUUGGUAUUUUAUGUUGCUCAAUCUUUAUUUCAUUUAACUUUAUUGAUUUGUGUAGUUUUUGUUAAGUCAACUGUCCCCUCUGUAGAACUAAAUUAAGUCUUGUAAUUCAACUUGGUGAACAAUACUUUUCUUGAUACCAAUUUUAUAAUAUCAAUUCAACUUGUUGAAUAACAGCAUUUCUUCCAUAAGUUUUUCAUCAAACUAUCACAGCUGGACUUACUUUCUAGUACUUCUUGGACUACACGCACAACUAAUGUCAAGUACUUUAUUAUCAGAAUACACAGAUGGGGCCCAAAUGCUUGAAACACAAGACUAAACUUUUCCUUCAAAUUGUUAUGCUGACAUUAUCAUUUG
Molecule: messenger RNA, 8468 nt
Organism: Acanthopagrus latus (yellowfin seabream)
Lineage: Eukaryota; Metazoa; Chordata; Actinopteri; Spariformes; Sparidae
Gene: ano1a
Product: anoctamin 1, calcium activated chloride channel a
Exons: 26
Coding region: 435-3416 (993 amino acids)
Biological process (GO): chloride transmembrane transport
Cellular component (GO): plasma membrane
Molecular function (GO): protein dimerization activity; chloride channel activity
Source: RefSeq, a predicted model, not a curated record